Messenger RNA from Monosiga brevicollis MX1, 1344 nucleotides. RefSeq lists its product as uncharacterized. Gene Ontology annotation, molecular function: single-stranded DNA exodeoxyribonuclease activity. The record is from RefSeq and is a predicted model, not a curated record. Gene Ontology annotation, cellular component: mitochondrion. The coding region runs from base 1 to 1344 and encodes 447 amino acids. Gene Ontology annotation, biological process: mitochondrial DNA replication. The transcript has 9 exons. Lineage: Eukaryota; Choanoflagellata; Craspedida; Salpingoecidae.
AUGUGGCAGGCACUGCAUCGCCCAUCCGGUUUUGGCUUGUGGUCAUGGACUCGAGCCUGGGGCGUUGGCACACGGACGCUCUCCAACCUACACCGGAAAAUUCGUCAAGAGCUCAAACAGCUACCCCAAGCCACACUGCAACAUGGGCGCCACCCCACCCUGACAGGCUCCUUUAAGAAGCCUUUUCGCGUGUACUUGCACCCAGUGACCAAGGUGCCUAUCCCCAGCGUCACAACUGUGCUGGACAACACCUCCUUUCGCAAAUUUCUUGACGUGUGGCAUCAACGAGGCGUGGAAGAGCACGGCCAAGAAACUUGGAAAGCCAUGUGCCAGGCUACCUUGGAUCGCGGUCAUCGAUUACAUGCAUAUAUUGAGCACUUUCUGCGAGGCACCAUUUUGGACGAGGUGGAGGGCGAUCACUUGCUGGUGCGCACCUCUUCCCAAGAGCCCGAUGCGCUCUCUGACGCGGAGACAGGGGUCGAGUAUCUGUAUAUCGGAGAUAUUUUGGAGCACAUUGCAAGCGUUCAGCCCUUUUUGGCCAGCGUCGACCCCCGUUUGACGUUGCAGGAAGUGACAGUCUGGGACAAUGACGGAGAUGUGGCCGGGCGAUUUGAUUUGCUCAUGAUGCUCAAAAACAAAUUCUAUAUUGUCGACUUUAAAACCAGUAAACGGCGCAAGCAGCCGAGCGAGCAUGGUCGCAGCAACGCCCAACAACUGGCUGCGUAUGGCGAGUGCCUGAUUCAGUCCGUGCAGCGACUAGAGCUGCAUACACUGCGCACCCACGGCAUCAAUCACAAGGAGCUCGGGUGCCUCUUGGUAACGGUGUACGGUGGCUUGGAGGAGGGCCCACGAGCUUGCGACGUGGUGGAGAUAUCACCACAGGCUCGCCGGCAAUUUUACUCCGACUAUCUGGCCCGACACCACGAGCUGCGUCAGCGACAUCUCAAUCUUUCCAGUGUUGAUGCUGAUGGCUUUUCACCUGCACAGCGGCAAGAGUGGCAAGAAUGCAUGAUGUCAGAUGCCGCCGCCGAAGCCUUUGACGCACGGCGACUGGCUUCCGUGCCACCCACGCGGCCGUUGCGCGUGCCCCCCAAAAUUGCCGCAACACACCGUAACAUUUGUAAAACGACCACCAAGGUCUAUUAUGCGCCGCCGGGUGAGACUGCUCCAACUGCCCUACAUGAUGAAGACGAGGCGUAUUUGCUACAGCAGAUUGCCGACGACUUGUUGGCCGAGGACGAGCGUGUUGACCUAGAUCUUGUGGAAGCGGUGCUCGAGGAGAACGUCUUGACAGGGAACGUGGGUUCCGAUUCGAUGUCAAAGGCAGUGCAUUCUCGCAGCUGA